CCAUAUCGUUCUCGCCAACCAGAUCCCCUGGUUCUCUUAACUCAGCCUACAGCGCUCCAACGACCAGCGCUAUGAAGCCCUCAAUGUGCCGGGCGUUCCAAUUCGCCUUCGUACUGCACCUGUUCGGAUGGUCGGCAACUUCGGUCUACGGGAAAGACACAUUUUUGGCGGAGACGUUGCUCAGGAAGGGUCAGGUGCAGAGCGUAUUGGAACAUGAGCCUGCAAAGAGCAAAUGUGAAAAGCCAGUGUUAACUGGACCCAUCGAAACUACUCUUUGCGAUUAUGAGACAAUCGAGAGUCUCAACGAUGAACUAUUCAGCAACCUUUCGGACUUGGUGAAGACGCCGUUCUUCCGGUACUUCCGCGCUGAUCUCUACCGAGAGUGUCCGUUCUGGGACGACUAUGGUUCGUGCUCAAACGCGGGAUGCCAAAUUACAACAGUGGACGAGAGCGAAAUUCCGGAGAAAUGGCGGGCAAAGGCUCUGAGCGAGGUCGACCCAUCAUCUCGGGACAUAAAACAUCAACUUCCCGGUUGCUACUAUCGCGAGUCCGAUUUCUGUUUCCUCGACGACCACACCGAGGGAGACUACUAUGACCUUCAGCUCGUCCCUGAACGUUACACUGGCUACUCAGGACAAGAUGCGCGACGCGUAUGGCGCGCCAUCUACGAAGAGAACUGUUUCGGCCUGUCAGAGCUCAAUCUAAUGACAGGGAAAUCCCCUGCUCCAGUGUCGUUACCGGACACGAUGAUAGAACCUCUACAUAUGGACGGACAAGAGUCAGAUGGUCAUUGCUUAGAGAAGAGGGUCUACUAUAAGGUUAUUUCAGGAUUACACACAUCUAUUUCUAUCCAUAUCUGCCAUGAAUGGCUUAAUCAGACAACCGGAGAAUGGGGACCUAACCUGCAAUGCUUCAUCGACCGCGUCGCGUCGCAUCCAGAACGGCUGAAAUACAUCUACUUCGACACAAUUCUAAUGCUGCGCGCCGUUUCGCGGUUGGCCCCAUACUUGGAGAGCUAUGACUAUUGUUCUACCGGAAGUCAAAUCGACGAUGCAAGUACCCAUGAGUAUCUCGGCAAGAUCACGGAUAUUGCCAAAGUAGCGGGUAAAUUCGAUGAGGGCGUCUUGUUCCGCGGGGAGAACGCCAAUAUCUUGAAGGAGGAAUUCAAGACGCAUUUCCGCAAUGUCACCCGAAUCAUGGAUUGUGUCGGAUGCGAUAAAUGUCGUUUGUGGGGUAAAAUCCAAACGAUGGGUGUCGCUACCGCCCUCAAGGUCCUCUUCGAGCUCGAUGAAACCGCCCUCAGCCCCCAGUCCCACGUGCUCCAGCGCACUGAAAUAGUGGCGUUGAUGAACACAUUGUUCCGCUUCAGCGAGAGCUUGAAAGCAGUUGACGACUUCAGAAAGAUGUGGAAAGAGCUGGAUGCCGACGAAACUCAAUCAUUAGCAUCCAAAGCUGAAAGUACAGCAACAGCAUUAGUGCGCGACGAACUUUAGCCUUUUCUGAAUGGACCACUGAAGGAUGUAUUGCUUUGUUCACAAUAGCCAAAACCAUCUCCUCAAGUCGGUGCGAUGGUACCCAUCAGUUUCAUCGACCAGCUGGCAGAAGAGUUGAGAUCAUGGUUCCACCUCUGCAAAAUCAGUACGGUGGACUGCAUCAACGUCUUUGUUCGGUGGUUCUGGAGGUUUGUUCGUGCGGUCAGUGUCAUUUUCCGAACGUCAGGAAAGGAAAAUGGACCAGGAGCGACUAUCUACGACGAUUUUUAGCACACCGCUACUACACAUUCAUUUAUCGUUAUUUAUUCGACUACACGGACCUUUCCUUUCAUUCAAUUCACGUUCGUUUAGUUCGUCAUGGGGAUCGGGGAUAUUUGAGACCAGUCAUAGCGAAUGGUAUUUUUGGGGAAUCUAGCGGUCUAUGAUACAGAAUACUUUUACACGUGCAAUAGUUUAUACUUCCAGUCCAUC
This is a messenger RNA of Coprinopsis cinerea okayama7#130, 1964 nucleotides long. Its product is annotated as endoplasmic oxidoreductin-1. The transcript is spliced from 10 exons. Gene Ontology annotation, cellular component: endoplasmic reticulum; endoplasmic reticulum membrane. Gene Ontology annotation, biological process: protein folding in endoplasmic reticulum. Bases 72 to 1493 code for a protein of 473 amino acids. NCBI's taxonomy places the organism in Eukaryota, Fungi, Basidiomycota, Agaricomycetes, Agaricales, Psathyrellaceae. Gene Ontology annotation, molecular function: thiol oxidase activity; protein-disulfide reductase activity; FAD binding. The record is from RefSeq and is a predicted model, not a curated record.